This is a messenger RNA of Microplitis mediator, 8897 nucleotides long. It is a transcript of the gene Atpalpha, whose product is annotated as sodium/potassium-transporting ATPase subunit alpha. NCBI's taxonomy places the organism in Eukaryota, Metazoa, Arthropoda, Insecta, Hymenoptera, Braconidae. Gene Ontology annotation, biological process: intracellular potassium ion homeostasis; intracellular sodium ion homeostasis; sodium ion export across plasma membrane. The transcript is spliced from 10 exons. Gene Ontology annotation, molecular function: P-type sodium:potassium-exchanging transporter activity; ATP binding; ATP hydrolysis activity. Gene Ontology annotation, cellular component: membrane. The record is from RefSeq and is a predicted model, not a curated record. The coding region runs from base 437 to 3559 and encodes 1040 amino acids.
GAUAUGACACUGGGUGAAAGUACGUCAGUUUAAUAACGUGUAAGUGCGUCAGCCAAUAGUUUGUUUAAUAUAAAUUCUACAGUAUGUGGAAGCUUGUCUAUAAAUGACGUCAUACUCUCAUUCGUGUGUAAGAGAAGGUAGCGUGCGUAUCGCGUGUUUUUGAGUCUUUGUGUCUUUCAAUUUUGUGUACGUUAUUUUUAUAUUUUUUUUACUCCACCAACUGAACGCGUGAAUUAAAAACUCUAGUUACAGUCGACUUUUUCCGUAUCCUGACGCGUGUUAAAUUAAUCCUAAGUUUCAUGUAAUUUUAGGAGUGUAGUGUCUACUGUUUACUUGACUGAAGUUUUAAAAAAUAAAUAAAUUUUAUUUGGCGUUUUUACGUGUGUUCUAUACGGGCGUGCUCAGGUAAUCACCGGCGGCCAUCAUUGUUGUCAACAUGGCGGGCAAAGGAGGUCUCGCCAGCGAGCAUGGCCGCACAGACUCAUAUAGAGUCGCCACGUUACCGAACGUUCGCGACGACAACAAAACUGCUGAUGGGAUGUAUAAGUCGCGGCGAAAGGCCCCUAAGAAGAAGGGAGAUUUAGAUGACUUGAAACAGGAGUUGGAUAUCGACUUUCAUAAAAUUACUAUUGAAGAACUGUACCAGAGGUUUCAGACCCAUCCAGAAAAUGGGCUGAGCCAUGCGAAAGCAAAAGAAAAUCUGUUGAGAGACGGUCCCAAUGCAUUGACGCCACCGCGAACAACUCCGGAAUGGGUUAAGUUUUGUAAAAAUCUGUUCGGAGGUUUCGCCCUGCUGCUGUGGAUCGGUGCGUUCCUCUGUUUCGUCGCGUAUGGUAUCCAAGCGUCGACGAGCGAGGACCCCAAUGACGACAAUCUUUACCUUGGUAUUGUACUCGCCGCUGUUGUAAUAGUGACGGGUAUAUUCUCAUACUACCAGGAAAGUAAAUCAAGUAAAAUAAUGGAGUCGUUCAAAAACAUGGUGCCGCAAUUUGCGACAGUGCUGAGAGAAGGUGAAAAAUUGACACUGAGAGCCGAAGACAUUGUGCUUGGUGACGUUGUCGAGGUUAAAUUCGGUGACCGUAUACCCGCUGACAUCAGGAUAAUCGAGUCACGAGGCUUCAAAGUGGACAACAGUUCGCUGACUGGUGAAUCUGAGCCCCAGUCGAGGUCACCGGAGUUCACCAACGAGAAUCCACUUGAAACUAAAAAUCUCGCGUUCUUCUCAACCAACGCAGUCGAAGGUACAGCGAAGGGUGUAGUGAUAUGCUGUGGUGACAACACCGUCAUGGGCAGGAUCGCUGGUCUUGCGUCAGGAUUAGACACCGGCGAGACCCCAAUUGCUAAAGAAAUCCACCACUUUAUCCAUUUGAUUACCGGCGUCGCUGUAUUCCUCGGUGUGACCUUCUUCCUUAUUGCCUUUAUCCUUGGAUACCACUGGCUUGACGCUGUUAUUUUCCUUAUUGGUAUUAUUGUAGCAAACGUACCUGAAGGUCUACUGGCCACUGUUACUGUAUGUCUUACACUGACUGCUAAAAGAAUGGCCUCCAAAAAUUGUUUAGUUAAGAAUCUCGAGGCUGUAGAGACACUUGGAUCGACGUCGACAAUUUGCUCUGACAAGACCGGAACUUUGACCCAAAACCGAAUGACUGUUGCCCACAUGUGGUUCGACAACCAAAUCAUCGAAGCCGACACGACAGAGAACCAAUCUGGCGUGCAGUACGAUCGCACGAGUCCUGGAUUUAAGGCUCUAGCCAAGAUCGCCACUCUUUGUAAUCGAGCUGAAUUUAAACCCGGACAGGAGGGCGAGCCCAUCCUCCAGCGCGAAGUUAACGGUGAUGCCUCUGAAGCUGCUUUGCUUAAAUGUAUGGAACUCGCACUUGGCGAUGUUAUGGGGAUUCGUAAAAGAAAUAAAAAAGUAUGCGAAGUACCGUUCAAUUCAACAAAUAAAUAUCAAGUUUCAAUUCAUGAAUCCGAUGAUCCAAAUGACCCGCGUUAUUUACUUGUAAUGAAGGGUGCGCCUGAGCGAAUUCUUGAUCGUUGUACAACUAUUUUCAUCGGUGGGAAAGAAAAAGUACUCGAUGAGGAAAUGAAAGAGGCAUUUAAUAACGCGUAUCUUGAACUUGGCGGUCUUGGCGAGCGUGUUCUCGGAUUCUGCGACUACGUUCUCCCGUCCGACAAAUACCCUGUCGGCUUCAAAUUUAACUCUGACGAUCCCAAUUUCCCAACAGAAAACCUCCGUUUCGUAGGACUUAUGUCUAUGAUUGAUCCUCCAAGAGCUGCCGUUCCCGACGCCGUAGCCAAAUGUCGAUCCGCUGGUAUCAAAGUUAUCAUGGUCACUGGUGACCAUCCGAUCACUGCCAAAGCCAUCGCUAAGUCUGUCGGUAUCAUUUCUGAAGGUAACGAGACUGUUGAAGACAUUGCUCAGCGUUUGAACAUCCCCGUGUCCGAAGUGAACCCACGUGAAGCCAAGGCUGCAGUAGUUCACGGUGGUGAGCUCAGAGAUCUUGACUCCGAUCAGCUGGAUGAGAUUCUCAGGUAUCACACCGAAAUUGUGUUCGCUCGUACCUCGCCCCAGCAGAAACUUAUUAUCGUUGAAGGAUGUCAGCGUAUGGGUGCUAUUGUCGCUGUAACUGGUGACGGUGUAAACGACUCGCCAGCUUUGAAAAAAGCAGACAUUGGUGUUGCUAUGGGUAUCGCUGGUUCCGACGUAUCAAAACAAGCUGCCGACAUGAUUCUGCUGGACGACAACUUCGCAUCAAUUGUAACUGGAGUCGAGGAGGGCCGUUUGAUUUUCGAUAAUUUGAAGAAAUCUAUCGCCUACACCUUGACAUCAAACAUCCCCGAGAUCUCACCUUUCCUUGCAUUCAUUCUCUGUGAUAUCCCACUUCCACUUGGAACCGUCACCAUUCUCUGCAUCGAUUUAGGAACUGACAUGAUACCAGCAAUAUCACUGGCGUACGAACAUGCUGAGUCGGACAUAAUGAAGAGACGUCCACGUAAUCCCCUCUUUGACAAACUCGUUAACGACAGGCUUAUUUCAAUGGCGUACGGACAAAUUGGUAUGAUCCAAGCAGCUGCUGGAUUCUUCGUGUACUUCGUGAUCAUGGCUGAGAACGGUUUCCUUCCAAGAGAUCUCUUUGGUAUCAGAAAAAUGUGGGAUUCAAAGGCCAUCAAUGAUUUGAAAGACAGUUAUGGUCAAGAAUGGACUUACAAAGAUCGUAAAGCACUCGAGUUUACCUGUCACACAGCUUUCUUUGUAUCAAUUGUCAUUGUACAGUGGGCUGAUUUAAUUGUUUGUAAGACACGUAGAAAUUCAAUUCUUCAUCAAGGAAUGAGAAACUGGGCCCUUAAUUUCGGAAUAGUCUUCGAGACAGCACUUGCUGCUUUCCUCAGUUACACACCCGGUAUGGACAAAGGUCUCCGUAUGUACCCACUCAAGUUCGUGUGGUGGUUACCAGCAAUUCCGUUCAUGUUGGCCAUCUUCAUUUACGAUGAAACGAGACGAUUCUACCUCCGCCGGAACCCAGGAGGAUGGCUGGAGCAAGAAACUUACUAUUAAACGGUCAUGUACAGCGAGACGCAUACCCACGCGGAAACACGUAAUAAUAAUAAAAAUAAAAUAAAUAAUAAUAAUAAUAAUAAAAAUAAUAAAACAAGAUCUAAAUCACUCACAUACAUACAACACAUGUUAAACACACGGGGCGUGCUACUGAAUCGAUCUGUACUGUCGCGAUGGAGGCUGGAGAUGUGCUUCGUUUGCUAGAUCCCAUGGCUUUAGGAUCACUCGCAGCGAUAACGAGACCGGAAAUGAGUGGUACGAACAUACAAGAUAAUAAUUAUUAUAACUCAAUCGCCAUCAACAUCACCAUCAUCAACAACAACAACAACUACAACUACAAAUACUAAACACUUUGAAGAAUCCAACGAGCCGAGUAUGGACGGUUCGUCGAAUUCGUCAACCCGCACGCUCCGACGACUAGUUACUUACACGUGAUAAGAAUCUCUAUUAGGAAUUUUAAAACCAGAGGAUGUGCGCCGUCUUGAUCUUGAGAUUGUUCAUAGUUGAGCCAUAGAAAAAAUAUAUAAUAUAAUAUAACAUUUAAUAAAUAACAAAGCACUGGUGGAUUUAAUAACACAAUAAAUACAGAACGUGGAAAUGAGUCACUGCCCUUAAUUCGAAAUGCUCGAAUGAGUUCCGACAUUGAAUAAUAAAUCUGUAUUAUGAAUGGGCAAAUGCCGGGGAUUGAGUUAAUGAAGCGUGCAUCCAGCCGGAAAGAUAUUCAAAUAACCGACCAAUAUAAAUCUAUACAUAUAUAUGUAUAUGUAUAUGUAUGUAUAUAUAUAUAUAUGUAUAAAAAAAUGCAAAAGUGUGAGUAUAUGAUGAGCUUUCACGUGAUCAAGAAACAAAGUCGGGUUUGACGGGCCUAAAAAAUAAUUUAAAAAAAACAGUAGAUCGUAGAUGAGUUAAAAAAAAUUAAAAAAAUUAAUUGAACAAUAAUGGAUAAGCGGGGUAAGCUGACCGUGAUAUGUUAUAAUAAAAAAGUAAUUAAAUAAAUAAUUGAAACAUGGAUCGAAACUGCGUGUGUUAAAACUCGCGAUAACAUUUAACUCAGCUCGUGAUCAUGUUUCAAUUAAAAUAAAUAUUCAAAAUUCAAUCAAGUAUACAACGUUAAAUUUGAUCAUUAUGAAAAAUAAAUAUUAAUUUUUAAAAAUAAUAAAUAAUAUAUUUAUUAUUAUUAUUAUUGAUAAAAAUAAAAAUGAAAAAAAAAAACAAAAACAAAAUGCGGCUACCGCAAAUAAAGAUAUAUAUAAUAAUUAUUGAUUAUUAUUAUUAUUAACUAUUAAAUCUAGAUGUCUUGUGAUAUCAGGGAAUCUAAUAGACCUGUUAAUUAGCGAUUUAUUAUUUUCAAAAAUCAUAAAUAAAUAAUAAAAAAUAAUAAUGUACCUUAGAAUUGGCAUGCUUUAAGAUUUAAAAGUAAAAAUAUUUAAAACAAAAUACACGGAUGAAUAGACAAUUUAUUAUAUUAUUGCUAAAGUGGAAGAUAAUAAAUAUAAAAAGCUCGCAGGAUAUUUAUAAAUGUCAAGACACCAAAUUAUCUCAACAUUAAACCAAUAAAUAAUAAAUAAAUAAAUUAUUUAUGAGGUUUAAUAAAGACGUCAGUACGCUAGAUUGGCACGCCCUAGUUUUUUAAAAUUAUUUAUUUAUUUUUAAAAUUAUUAUGUUUACCGGAAGAAGAAUAUUCAUUCAGCAAAGCAGAUUAUCAGUGGUAUAGAGCGUCUUCAGGUUUAAAUUACCACCAGCAACAUCAUUCAGAUCGCGUCACGUUAUUAUUCUAUUUAAAUAAAAAUUCAAAAUAAAAACCAUCAUUACUUUUAUUGAAGAACGAAGAGAAGAGGGUCGACAACAAACUAAACAGCGAUUUUAAAAAUACAAUAGCAUUAAAAAAAAACAAAUCUAAUCCAUCGAUGCGCGUGCUCGUUGAUAAGCCAUCAGUAUAAUUAUAAUAUAAAAAUUGUAAUAAUAAAAAAAAUAAAAGUUAAAAAACCAUUGACUUAUAAGUUUAUCAAGUAGUUAAAGUGAGAUAAGGGGGUAGAUUCUUCAUCGGUCUGGGCUUCAUUAUACCCAUGAGAAACGGCAAACAGAGUUUUCAGUGUGAGAUAGAGUUAGAACACGGCAAAGGUGAAUAAAAAAUUUAAAAAAAAAUAAAAUAAACAAUAAUAGUACACGCGAAGAUGUAGAUGUAGGAUAUUACAGUACCAAAAGUAAAGGGAAAAUAAUUAAAAAUUUAUUAAAAUUAAAAGCUAGCAGGUGAAUGGAAGUAAUGCAUUCUCAUGUAGGUUAAAAAAAAUAAAUAAAUAAUAACCAAGUAAAUAUAUAAAUAUAACGCAUUCAUUCUUCUAGGUUUUUCUUUUUAUUUUAUAGUUAAAUAAAACGCAAAGCGAGACAGCUCGCUUUUAAAAUAAAUUACCCCGGUACGCCGAACGCCCUGUUAUCAGCCGACGGCAUGUCUUAUCAAAAAGAAAUAUAUAAAUGUAUAAAUAAUAAAGUUAUUAAAAUAAAAGUUUAAAUAAAUGCGAGCCCUUUACACAAAGUGACUUAAAUACCUGGUACGCGCGACCCUCUCGCUCAAAAAAAAAAAGGAUUUUGAAUUUAAAAAUAUAAAUAAUUAGGCGAGAUAUUUAUUAUGAAUAAUAACGGUUGUUAAAUAAAAACGCGACUGCUGUAUUAUGAUUAUUAAAAGGUGAUGAGAAGAUGCACCCCGGCAGUUCGGUCCCGAAUAAAUGCCCAAAGUGUUCAUAAUUGAGAGCCAUAAGUACACUACCAUUAUUUUUAAAAAUCAUAAUAUUAUACGUUACGUUACUACACGACACUGUCACUUCACAUACAUACUAAUCAUACUAUUUAAAUAUAUAUUAAAAAAAAAUAUAAAAAAAAAAAAAAAAAAAAAAAAAACAUUACACACAAAGAGCACAAUCAACACUGAUAAAUUGCGUAAUGUAUCUAGAGUUACAAGAGUAUGGAACGCGUUUUAAAAAUUACUCAUGCAAAUGGCUUUCGGUGACUGUAUUUUUUUUUUUUUUUUUUUUUUAAUUAUUUUAUCCCAUCGUUAUUAUUAAAAUUGUAUCGAUAAAAUGUUAAUUACCGCUAGGAAUGACGCAGACUUAACGACAUCUCCAUAUGUUAUUAUCGUUAUUAAAAAUUUGUCUUGAGGACUGCGUGAAUUUCCCGCCGCGUAAUUUCGAUUUAUUUCUUUAUUUAAUAAAAUAAAAUAAAAUAAAAUAAAAUAAAAAGUAUUUAUUAAUUAUUACUACUAUUACUAUGACUUGUAGAUUUGAAAAUAAUAACGUGUUUUAAAAAAAUAAAAAAAAAACGGCCCGAAAGUUGAGCCGUUAAAUUUUAACGGGGUUGAGAUUUAUUGAAGAUUUGUUCUUGUUGAUGCGUGGGGUAUGUUAGUAAUCAACAAAUAAAAAUCAUACGUGCCGUAAUAACGCGAUUUAAUUAUUAUUAUUAUUUUAAUUAUUAUAAUUAUUAUUAUUAUUGAUUAUUAAUUAUGCGGCACGGAUGAAACGACUCACUAAGAUUUAUUAAUCGAUAAAUAAUCGUGAGAAUGUGAUUAAUAAAUUUAACGAUUUAAAUAAAUUGAUGAAUAAAUAAUAAUGAUGUUGAAACGGUGGUCAACAGGGUGUUCCGUGCCGGGGAGAUGUAGGAGCCCAUUGAAAAAUUGAUUAAAAAAAGAUAAAAAAAAAUAAAUGCUUUGCCGUCGUGCGCCGCCUCACUUUAGGUUAAUAAUUUAAAUAUUAACGAUAAUAUAAUAAUUAUGAUAAUACAAUACAUGUUAUUAUAAUAAGAUAUUACUAGAUGUAAUUAUUAUAUAUGAAUUAGUCUAGAUCGUGUUGUUGAAGAAAAAGUAUGUAUAAGAUAAAUAAAAAAAAUUACAAAAAGAAAUGGAAUGAGCAAGAUAUAAAAUAGAAAAAUAUUUAAAAAUAAUUAUUAUUAUAAUGAAAUAAAUAAAAAAAAAAAUUAACACAAUAUAAAGGAUUAAGAUUCGGUCUAAGACCAUAAAUCCGCGGCGGAAUGAGUGGAUACGAGUUUCGAUUCAUUUGUAGAAUUUAUAUACUUCUAUUGUUACUUUAUUUAUUUUUUUUCAUCGGUAAAAUUAACGAAUUUCAAUUUGUCAUUUUAAAUGUUUAUAUAAAUUUUUUUAACGCACUUUUUUUUUAAAUUACGUCACCACAUGUGAAAAAAAUUCCGAGUGUGAGCGAAUAAUAAUUAUGUAUAAUUGUGAAUUUGCAAGAAUCUAGUGUGCUUGAUAUUGAUAUUUUAUUGACUUUAAAUAUAUAAUUAAAAAGUUAAUUUGUUUUUUAAAUAUAAUUGCAUAAUUGAAGGGAUGAUAAGAAAAGUAUAAAUGAGUAAAAUUUAAAUUUUAAUGUCAGUUGUAUAUUUUUUGUUUUAAAAAAAAUUAUACUCUUUAAAAAAGUCAUAAACUAAUUGUUCAAAUUCACUUUACUCUUUUCUUUCCCAAUGUCCCUUUAAUUAUCGAUAACAGAAAUUUCAAUUAUUUUCUUCAGUUAUACUCGACGUUAUAAUUCCGAAGAAGAUAAAAUAAAAUAUUUAAAUGGGUACGUCAUUUGUAUCAACUCAGUCCGCGCGCGCGAUUAAAUUGAAUGAUUAAUAUGAUAAAAAAUAAUAAUAAAUAAAUUGAAUAAUGUUUUAUUAAUAUUGUAAAUAUUUUAAAUAAAUAGACGACGGACAUAAAAAUUAUGCGUGAUUGUGGACCCACUGGAGUCGGUUUUUGAUCCAAUCUAUAGACCGACUCUUGUAUUAUUAUUACGACGGGUCCUUUGCUCUUUUUGCGUUUAUUUUUGUUUCGCUUUACACGUGUAUGUACAUCACUAUACUUACACACUACAAAUAAUAUGUCAAUGAACGUUAGUAUUAAAAAAGCCAACACUAAUGAGCUUUAUUAAUUGGCCAAUAAAAUGCCCAACAAUCACUCGGCGAGCCCACUUUAAAUAAUAAUAAUACCGAUAUACAUUUAACACUAAUCAAAAAUAAAUAAAGUUAUAACACGUAUAUAUAUAAAUAUAUAUGUAUAACCGAAAUUGAUAACGUGAGAUAGAGAAACUCGUACACAAAAAAUACACGCGAUGAUUGAAAUAAAAAAACACACACAUGCUCACCGCUCUACUCUAUAUCUGUAAUACCUUUUUCUGAUUGACAAUUCCUUUCGUAUGAUUAAUUAAUAAGUUUUGUUUUCACUCAUGAAAUAUAUUAAGGAGAUAAAAAAAAAUGAAUAAAAAAUAAAAAAAAAUAAAAAAAAAAUAAACGAAAGACAUUGUCCAACCCAAGUGUCAUUACUUUUGAUGUUAAAUAAAAAAUACAUAAUUAAUAAAAA